CAGGGGUUACAAAGGGUUACUAGGGGUUACAAGGGGGUUACAGGGGUUACAAGGGGUUACAAGGGGUUACAGGGGGUUACAAGGGGGUGACAGGGGUGACAAAGGGGUGACAGGGGUUACAAAGGAUUAUACAAACUUUUUCUAACUAGAACGUUCCCAGAUACUUUUUCCUUGGUCUAUUUUUUGCAUAAAAAUCAAAGUUGAAGAAAUCUCAAAAUUUUGACCAAAACAAUGGACUAACCCUUUGCAAAAUUCUCAUUUUCCGUUUUUCAUAAACAGUUGUUUUUAUAGUCUAUAAAGGCUUCUUUUUUUAUCUAGAACGUCAGCAAACACUUUUUCUCGAUCUAUUUUUGAUAAACACAAAAUAUGAAAAAACUUCAACUUUUUCACCAAAAUCAUGGACUAUCCCCUUUGCAAAAAUCUCAAUUUGCCUUCUUUUUUAAAUGCCAUGUUUAUAUUGUCUAGAAAGGCUUGUUUUCUAACGAGAACGUCACCAAAUACUUUUUCUGGGUUUAUUUUGCAUAACACGAAACGUUCAAAAAAUUUCCAGUUUUUGACCAAAACCAUGGACUAACCCCUUUUGAAAAAUGCUAAUUUUGUGGUUUUUUGAAACCGAUGUUUUCGUUGUUCAGAAAGGCUUUUUUUGCUAUAUAAAACGUCGAAAAUCGUUUUUUCACCAUUUAUUGUCGCGAUCUAUGACAUCGGAAUACAGGGGGUUAUAAGGGGUUACUAGGGGUUACAAAGGGGUUACAGGGGUUACAACGGGUUACAAGGGGUUACAGGGGGGUUACAAAGGGUGACAGGGGGUGACAAGGGCACAGGGGUUACAAAGGAUUAUACAAACUUUUUCUAACUAGAACGUUCCCAGAUACUUUUUCUUGGUCUAUUUUGGAUAAAAAUCAAAGUUGAAGAAAUUCAAAAUUUUGACCAAAACAAUGGACUAACCCUUUGCAAAAAUUCUCAUUUUCCGUUUUUCAUAAACAGUUGUUUUAUAGUCUUUAAAGGCUUCUUUUUAUCUAGAACGUCAGCAAACACUUUUUCUCGAUCUAUUGUUGAUAAACACAAAACAUGAAAAAACUUCAACUUUUUCACCAAAAUCAUGGACUAUCCCCUUUGCAAAAAUCUCAAUUUUGCCUUCUUUUUAAAUCCAUCUUUAUAUUGGCUAGAAAGGCUUGUUUUCUAACGAGAACGUCAGCAAAUACUUUUUCUGGGUUUAUUUUGCAUAACACGAAACGUUCAAAAAAUUUCCAAUUUUUGACCAAAACCAUGGACUAACCGCUUUGGAAAAAUGCUAAUUUUGCGAGUUUUUCAAACCGAUGUUUUCGUUGUUCAGAAAGGCUUGUUUGCUAUAUAAAACGUCGAAAAUCGUUUUUUCACCAUUUAUUGUCGCAAUCUAUGACAUGGGAAUACAGGGGGUUACCAAGGGUUACUAGGGGUUACAAGGGGUUACAGGGGGUUACAAGGGGUUACAAUGGGUUACAGGGGGUUACAAGGGGUGGCAGGGGGUGACAAGGGCUGACAGGGGGUUACAAAGGAUUAUAAAAAUUUUUUUCUAACUAGAAAGUUCCCAGAUACUUUUUCUUGGUCUAUUUUGCAUAAAAAUCAAAGUUGAAGAAAUCUCAAAAUUUUGACCAAAACAAUGGACUAACCCCUUUGCAAAAAUUCUCUUAUUCCGUUUUUCAUAAACAGUUGUUUUUAUAGUCUAUAAAGGCUUCUUUUUUAUCUAGAACGUCAGCAAACACUUUUUCUCGAUCUAUUUUUGAUAAACACAAAACAUGAAAAAACCUCAACUUUUUCCCCAAAAUCAUGGACUAUCCCCUUUGCAAAAAUGUCAAAUUUGCCUUCUUUUUAAAACCAAAAUUAUAUUGUCUAGAAAGGUUUGUUUUCUAACGAGAACGUCACCAAAUACUUUUUCUGGGUUUAUUUUGCAUAACACGAAACGUUCAAAAAAUUUCCAAUUUUUCACCAAAACCAUGGACUAACCCCUUUGGAAAAAUGCUAAUUUUGCGAGUUUUUGAAACCGAUGUUUUCGUUGUUCAGAAAGGCUUGUUUGCUAUAUAAAACGUCGAAAAUCGUUUCUUCACUAUUUAUUGUCGCGAUCUAUGACAUAGGAAUACAGGGGCUUACAAGGGGUUACUAGGGGUUACAAGGGUUACAGGGGGUUACAAGGGGUGACAGGGGGUGACAAGGGGUGACAGGCGGUUACAAAGGAUUAUACAAACUUUUUCUAACUAGAACGUUCCCAGAUACUUUUUCUUGGUCUAUUUUGCAUAAAAAUCAAAGUUGAAGAAAUCUCAAAAUUUUGACCAAAACAAUGGACUAACCACUUUGCAAAAAUUCUCAUUUUCCGUCUUUCAUAAACAGUUGUUUUUAUAGUCUUUAAACGUUUUUUUUUAUCUAGAACGUCAGCAAACACUUUUUCUCGAUCUAUUGUUGAUAAACACAAAACAUGAAAAAACUUCAACUUUUUCACCAAAAUCAUGGACUAUCCCCUUUGCAAAAAUCUCAACUUUGACUUCUUUUUAAAUGCAUGUUUAUAUUGUCUAGAAAGGCUUGUUUUCUAACGAGAACGUCACCAAAUACUUUUUCUGGGUUUAUUUUGCAUAACACGAAACGUUCAAAAAAUUUCCAAUUUUUGACCAAAACCAUGGACUAACCCCUUUAUAAAAAUGCUAAUUUUGUGGUUUUUGGAAACCGAUGUUUUCGUUGUUCAGAAAGGCUUGUUUGCUACAUAAAAAGUCGCAAAUCGUUUUUUGACCAUUUACUGUCGCGAUCUAUGACAUAGGAAUACAGGGGGUUACUAGGGGUUACAAGGGGUUACAGAUGGUUACAAGGGGUUACAAGGGGUUACAGGGGGUUACAAGGGGUGACAGGGGGCGACAAGGGAUUAUACAAACUUUUUUCUAACUAAAACCUUCCCAGAUACUUUUUCUUGGUCUAUUUUGCAUAAAAAUCAAAGUUGAAGAAUUCUCAAAAUUUUGACCAAAACAAUGGACUAACCACUUUGCAAAAAUUCUCAUUUUCCGUUUUUCAUGAACAGUUGUUUUUAUAGUCUUUAAAGGCUUCUUUUUUAUCUACAACGUCAGCAAACACUUUUUCUCGAUCUAUUGUUAAUAAACACAAAACAUGAAAAAACUUCAACUUUUUCACCAAAAUCAUGGACUAUCCCCUUUGCAAAAAUCUCAAUUUUGCCUUCUUUUUAAAUCCAUCUUUAUAUUGGCUAGAAAGGCUUGUUUUCUAACGAGAACGUCAGCAAAUACUUUUUCUGGGUUUAUUUUGCAUAACACGAAACGUUCAAAAAAUUUCCAAUUUUUGACCAAAACCAUGGACUAACCGCUUUGGAAAAAUGCUAAUUUUGCGAGUUUUUCAAACCGAUGUUUUCGUUGUUCAGAAAGGCUUGUUUGCUAUAUAAAACGUCGAAAAUCGUUUUUUCACCAUUUAUUGUCGCAAUCUAUGACAUGGGAAUACAGGGGGUUACCAAGGGUUACUAGGGGUUACAAGGGGUUACAGGGGGUUACAAGGGGUUACAAUGGGUUACAGGGGGUUACAAGGGGUGACAGGGGGUGACAAGGGCUGACAGGGGGUUACAAAGGAUUAUAAAAAUUUUUUUCUAACUAGAAAGUUCCCAGAUACUUUUUCUUGGUCUAUUUUGCAUAAAAAUCAAAGUUGAAGAAUUCUCAAAAUUUUGACCAAAACAAUGGACUAACCCCUUUGCAAAAAUUCUCUUAUUCCGUUUUUCAUAAACAGUUGUUUUUAUAGUCUAUAAAGGCUUCUUUUUUAUCUAGAACGUCAGCAAACACUUUUUCUCGAUCUAUUUUUGAUAAACACAAAACAUGAAAAAACCUCAACUUUUUCCCCAAAAUCAUGGACUAUCCCCUUUGCAAAAAUGUCAAAUUUGCCUUCUUUUUAAAACCAAAAUUAUAUUGUCUAGAAAGGUUUGUUUUCUAACGAGAACGUCACCAAAUACUUUUUCUGGGUUUAUUUUGCAUAACACGAAACGUUCAAAAAAUUUCCAAUUUUUCACCAAAACCAUGGACUAACCCCUUUGGAAAAAUGCUAAUUUUGCGAGUUUUUGAAACCGAUGUUUUCGUUGUUCAGAAAGGCUUGUUUGCUAUAUAAAACGUCGAAAAUCGUUUCUUCACUAUUUAUUGUCGCGAUCUAUGACAUAGGAAUACAGGGGCUUACAAGGGGUUACUAGGGGUUACAAGGGUUACAGGGGGUUACAAGGGGUGCCAGGGGGUGACAAGGUCUGACAGGCGGUUACAAAGGAUUAUACAAACUUUUUUCUAACUAGAACGUUCCCAGAUACUUUUUCUUGGUCUAUUUUGCAUAAAAAUCAAAGUUGAAGAAAUCUCAAAAUUUUGACCAAAACAAUGGACUAACCACUUUGCAAAAAUUCUCAUUUUUCGUCUUUCAUAAACAGUUGUUUUUAUAGUCUUUAAACGCUUCUUUUUUAUCUAGAACGUCAGCAAACACUUUUUCUCGAUCUAUUGUUGAUAAACACAAAACAUGAAAAAACUUCAACUUUUUCACCAAAAUCAUGGACUAUCCCCUUUGCAAAAAUCUCAAUUUUGCCUUCUUUUUAAAUCCAUGUUUACAUUGUCUAGAAAGGCUUGUUUUCUAACGAGAACGUCACCAAAUACUUUUUCUGGGUUUAUUUUGAAUAACACGAAACGUUCAAAAAAUUUCCAAUUUUUGACCAAAACCAUGGACUAACCCCGUUAUAAAAAUGCUAAUUUUGUGGUUUUUUGAAACCGAUGUUUUCGUUGUUCAGAAAGGCUUGUUUGCUACAUAAAAAGUCGCAAAUCGUUUUUUCACCAUUUACUGUCGCGAUCUAUGACAUGGGAAUACAGGGGGUUACUAGGGGUUACAAGGGGUUACAGAUGGUUACAAGGGGUUACAAGGGGUUACAGGGGGUUACAAGGGGUGACAGGGGGUGACAAGGGAUUAUACAAACUUUUUUCUAACUAGAACGUUCCCAGAUACUUUUUCUUGGUCUAUUUUGCAUAAAAAUCAAAGUUGAAGAAAUCUCAAAAUUUUGACCAAAACAAUGGACUACCCCUUGGCAAAAAUUGUCAUUUUCCCUUUUUCAUAAACAGUUGUUUUUAUAGUCUAUAAAGAUUUCUUUUUUAUCUAGAACGUCAGCAAACACUUUUUCUCGAUCUAUUUUUGAUAAACACGAAACAUGAAAAAACUUCAACUUUUUCACCAAAAUCAUGGACUAUCCCCUUUGAAAAAAUCUCAAUUUUGCCUUCUUUUUAAAUCCAUGUUUAUAUUGUCUAGAAAGGCUUGUUUUCUAACGAGAACGUCACCAAAUACUUUUUCUGCGUUUAUCUUGCAUAACACAAAACGUUCAAAAAAUUUCCAAUUUUUUAACCAAAACCAUAGACUAACCCCUUUCGAAAAAUGCUAAUUUUGCGAGUUUUUGAAACGGAUGUUUUCGUUGUUCAGAAAGGCUUGUUUGCUAUAUAAAACGUCGAAAAUCGUUUUUUCACCAUUUAUUGUCGCGAUCUAUGACAUUGGAAUACAGGGGGUUACAAGGGGUUACUAGGGGUUACAAGGGGUUACAGGGGGUUACAAGGGGUUACAAGGGGUUACAGGGCGUUACAAGGGGUGACAGGGGGUGACAAGGGGUGACAGGGGGUUACAAAGGAUUAUACAAACUUUUUUCUAAGUAGAACGUUCCCAGAUACUUUUUCCUGGUCUAUUUUUGCAUAAAAAUCAAAGUUGAAGAAAUCUCAAUAUUUUGACCAAAACAAUGGACUAACCCCUUUGCAAAACUUCUCAUUUUCCGUUUUUCAUAAACAGUUGUUUUUAUAGUCUAUAAAGGCUUCUUUUUUAUCUAGAACGUCAGCAAACACUUUUUCUCGAUCUAUUUUUGAUAAACACAAAACAUGAAAAAACUUCAACUUUUUCACCAAAAUCAUGGACUAUCCCCUUUGCAAAAAUCUUAAUUUUGCCUUCUUUUUAAAUGCAUGUUUAUAUUGUCUAAAAAGACUUGUUUUCUAACGAGAACGUCACCAAAUACUUUUUCUGGGUUUAUUUUGCAUAACACGAAACGUUCAAAAAAUUUCCAAUUGUUGACCAAAACCAUGGACUAACCCCUUUUGAAAAAUGCUAACUUUGUGGUUUUUUGAAACCGAUCUUUUCGUUGUUCAGAAAGAGUUUUUUGCUAUAUAAAACGUCGAAAAUCGUUUCUUCACCAUUUAUUGUCGCGAUCUAUGACAUCGGAAUAUCGGGGGUUAUAAGGGGUUACUAGGGGUUACAAGGGGUUACAUGGGGUUACAACGGGUUACAAGGGGUUACAGGGGGUUACAAAGGGUGACAGUGGGUGACAAGGCGACACAGGGGGUUACAAAGGAUUAUACAAAAUUUUUCUAACUAGAACGUUCGCAGAUACUUUUUCUUGGUGUAUUUUGGAUAAAAAUAGAAGUUGAAGUUGAACAGUUGUUUUUAUAGUCCAUAAAGGCUUCUUUUUUUAUCUAGAACGUCAGCCAAUACUUUUUCGCCAUCUAUUUUUGAUAAACACAAAACAUGAAAAAACUUCAACUUUUUCACCAAAAUCAUGGACUAUCCCCUUUGCAAAAACCUCAAUUUUGCCUUCUUUUUAAAUCCAUCUUUAUAUUGGCUAGAAAGGCUUGUUUUCUAACGAGAACGUCAGCAAAUACUUUUUCUGGGUUUAUUUUGCAUAACACGAAACGUUCAAAAAAUUUCCAAUUUUUGACCAAAACCAUGGACUAACCGCUUUGGAAAAAUGCUAAUUUUGCGAGUUUUUCAAACCGAUGUUUUCGUUGUUCAGAAAGGCUUGUUUGCUAUAUAAAACGUCGAAAAUCGUUUUUUCACCAUUUAUUGUCGCAAUCUAUGACAUGGGAAUACAGGGGGUUACCAAGGGUUACUAGGGGUUACAAGGGGUUACAGGGGGUUACAAGGGGUUACAAUGGGUUACAGGGGGUUACAAGGGGUGACAGGGGUGACAGGGGUGACAAGGGCUGACAGGGGGGGGGUUAAAGGAUUAUAAAAAUUUUUUUCUAACUAGAAAGUUCCCAGAUACUUUUUCUUGGUCUAUUUUGCAUAAAAAUCAAAGUUGAAGAAUUCUCAAAAUUUUGACCAAAACAAUGGACUAACCCCUUUGCAAAAAUUCUCUUAUCCCGUUUUUCAUAAACAGUUGUUUUUAUAGUCUAUAAAGGCUUCUUUUUUUUUUCUCUAGAACGUCAGCAAACACUUUUUCUCGAUCUAUUUUUGAUAAACACAAAACAUGAAAAAAAACCUCAACUUUUUCCCCAAAAUCAUGGACUAUCCCCUUGCAAAAAUGUCAAAUUUGCCUUCUUUUUAAAACCAAAAUUAUAUUGUCUAGAAAGGUUUGUUUUCUAACGAGAACGUCACCAAAUACUUUUUCUGGGUUUAUUUUGCAUAACACGAAACGUUCAAAAAAUUUCCAAUUUUUCACCAAAACCAUGGACUAACCCCUUUGGAAAAAUGCUAAUUUUGCGAGUUUUUGAAACCGAUGUUUUCGUUGUUCAGAAAGGCUUGUUUGCUAUAUAAAACGUCGAAAAUCGUUUCUUCACUAUUUAUUGUCGCGAUCUAUGACAUAGGAAUACAGGGGCUUACAAGGGGUUACUAGGGGUUACAAGGGUUACAGGGGGUUACAAGGGGUGACAGGGGGUGACAAGGUGUGACAGGCGGUUACAAAGGAUUAUACAAACUUUUUUCUAACUAGAACGUUCCCAGAUACUUUUUCUUGGUCUAUUUUGCAUAAAAAUCAAAGUUGAAGAAAUCUCAAAAUUUUGACCAAAACAAUGGACUAACCACUUUGCAAAAAUUCUCAUUUUCCGUCUUUCAUAAACAGUUGUUUUUAUAGUCUUUAAACGCUUCUUUUUUAUCUAGAACGUCAGCAAACACUUUUUCUCGAUCUAUUGUUGAUAAACACAAAACAUGAAAAAACUUCAACUUUUUCACCAAAAUCAUGGACUAUCCCCUUUGCAAAAAUCUCAAUUUUGACUUCUUUUUAAAUGCAUGUUUAUAUUGUCUAGAAAGGCUUGUUUUCUAACGAGAACGUCACCAAAUACUUUUUCUGGGUUUAUUUUGCAUAACACGAAACGUUCAAAAAAUUUCCAAUUUUUGACCAAAACCAUGGACUAACCCCUUUAUAAAAAUGCUAAUUUUGUGGUUUUUUGAAACCGAUGUUUUCGUUGUUCAGAAAGGCUUGUUUGCUACAUAAAAAGUCGCAAAUCGUUUUUUGACCAUUUACUGUCGCGAUCUAUGACAUAGGAAUACAGGGGGUUACUAGGGGUUACAAGGGGUUACAGAUGGUUACAAGGGGUUACAAGGGGUUACAGGGGGUUACAAGGGGUGACAGGGGGCGACAAGGGAUUAUACAAACUUUUUUCUAACUAAAACCUUCCCAGAUACUUUUUCUUGGUCUAUUUUGCAUAAAAAUCAAAGUUGAAGAAUUCUCAAAAUUUUGACCAAAACAAUGGACUAACCACUUUGCAAAAAUUCUCAUUUUCCGUUUUUCAUGAACAGUUGUUUUUAUAGUCUUUAAAGGCUUCUUUUUUAUCUACAACGUCAGCAAACACUUUUUCUCGAUCUAUUGUUAAUAAACACAAAACAUGAAAAAACUUCAACUUUUUCACCAAAAUCAUGGACUAUCCCCUUUGCAAAAAUCUCAAUUUUGCCUUCUUUUUAAAUCCAUGUUUAUAUUGUCUAGAAAGGCUUGUUUUCUAACGAGAACGUCACCAAAUACUUUUUCUGGGUUUAUUUUGCAUAACACGAAACGUUCAAAAAAUUUCCAAUUUUUGACCAAAACCAUGGACUAACCCCUUUGGAAAAAUGCUAAUUUUGUGGUUUGUUGAAACCGAUGUUUUCGUUGUUCAGAAAGGCUUGUUUGCUACAUAAAAAGUCGCAAAUCGUUUUUUCACCAUUUAUUGUCGCGAUCUAUGACAUGGGAAUACAGGGGGUUACUAGGGGUUACAAGGGGUUACAGGGGGUUACAAGGGGUUACAAGGGGUUACAGGGGGUUACAAGGGGUGACAGGGGGUGACAAGGGAUUAUACAAACUUUUUUCUAACUAGAACGUUCCCAGAUACUUUUUCUUGGUCUAUUUUGCAUAAAAAUCAAAGUUGAAGAAUUCUCAAAAUUUUGACCAAAACAAUGGACUAACCCCUUUGCAAAAAUUCUCAUUUUCCGUUUUUCAUAAACAGUUGUUUUUAUAGUCUUUAAAGGCUUCUUUUUUAUCUAGAACGUCAGCAAACACUUUUUCUCGAUCUAUUUUUGAUAAACACAAAACAUGAAAAAACCUCAACUUUUUCCCCCAAAUCAUGGACUAUCCCCUUUGCAAAAAUGUCAAUUUUGCCUUCUUUUUAAAAGCAUAAUUAUUUUGUCUAGAAAGGUUUGUUUUCUAACGAGAACGUCACCAAAUACUUUUUCUGGGUUUAUUUUGCAUAACACGAAACGUUCAAAAAAUUUCCAAUUUUUGACCAAAACCAUGGACUAACCCCUUUGGAAAAAUGCUAAUUUUGCGAGUUUUUCAAACCGAUGUUUUCGUUGUUCAGAAAGGCUUGUUUGCUACAUAAAAAGUCGCAAAUCGUUUUUUCACCAUUUAUUGUCGCCAUCUAUGACAUGGGAAUACAGGGGGUUACUAGGGGUUACAAGGGGAUACAGGGGGUUACAAGGGGUUACAAGGGGUUACAGGGGGUUACAAGGGGUGACAGGGGGCGACAAGGGAUUAUACAAACUUUUUUCUAACUAGAACGUUCCCAGAUACUUUUUCUUGGUCUAAUUUGCAUAAAAAUCAAAGUUGAAGAAAUCUCAAAAUUUUGACCAAAACGAUGGACUAACCCCUUUGCAAAAAUUCUCAUUUUCCGUUUUUCAUAAACAGUUGUUUUUAUAGUCUAUAAAGGCUUCUUUUUUAUCUAGAACGUCAGCAAACACUUUUUCUCGAUCUAUUUUUGAUAAACACAAAACAUGAAAAAACUUCAACUUUUUCACCAAAAUCAUGGACUAUCCCCUUUGCAAAAAUCUCAAUUUUGCCUUCUUUUUAAAUCCAUGUUUAUAUUGUCUAGAAAGGCUUGUUUUCUAACGAGAACGUCACCAAAUACUUUUUCUGGGUUUAUUUUGCAUAACACGAAACGUUCAAAAAAUUUCCAAUUUUUGACCAAAACCAUGGACUAACCCCUUUGGAUAAAUGCUAAUUUUGUGGUUUUUUGAAACCGAUGUUUUCGUCGUUCAGAAAGGCUUGUUUGCUAUAUAAAACGUCGAAAAUCGUUUUUUCACCAUUUAUUUUCGCGAUCUAUCACAUGGGAAUACAGGGGGUUAUAAGGGGUUACAAGGGGUUACAGGGGGUUACAAGGGGUUACAGGGGGUUACAAGGGGUGACAGGGGGUGACAAGGGGUGACAGGGGAUUACAAAGGAUUAUACAAACUUUUUUCUAACUAGAACGUUCGCAGAUACUUUUUCUUGGUCUAUUUUCAAUAAAAAUCAAAGUUGAAGAAAUCUCAAAAUUUUGACCAAAACAAUGGACUAUCCCCUUUGCAAAAAUCUCAAUUUUGCCUUCAUUUUAAAUGCAUGUUUAUAUUGUCUAGAAAAGCUUGUUUUCUAACGAGAACCUCACCAAAUACUUUUUGUGGGUUUAUUUUGCAUAACACGAAACGUUCAAAAAAUUUCCAAUUUUUGACCAAAACCAUGGACUAACCCCUUUGGAAAAAUGCUAAUUUUGUGGUUUUUUGACACCGAUGUUUUCGUUGUUCAGAAAGGCUUGUUUGCUAUACAAAACGUCGCAAAUCGUUUUUUCACCAUUUAUUUUCGCGAUCUAUGACAUGGGAAUACAGGGGGUUACUAGGGGUUACAAGGGGUUACAAGGGGUUACAGGGGGUUACAAGGGGUUACAGGGGGUUACAAGGGGUGACAGGGGGUGAAAAGGGGUGACAGGGGGUUAAAAGGAUUAUACAAACUUUUUUCUAACUAGAACGUUCCCAGAUACUUUUUCUUGGUCUAUUUUGCAUAAAAAUCAAAGUUGAAGAAAUCUCAAAAUUUUGACCAAAACAAUGGACUAACCCCUUUGCAAAAAUUCUCUUUUUCCGUUUUUCAUAAACAGUUGUUUUUAUAGUCUUUAAAGGCUUCUUUUUUAUCUAGAACGUCAGCAAACACUUUUUCUCGAUCUAUUUUUGAUAAACACAAAACAUGAAAAAACUUCAACUUUUUCACCAAAAUCAUGGACUAUCCCCUUUGCAAAAAUCUCAAUUUUGCCUUCUUUUUAAAUGCAUGUUUAUAUUGUCUAGAAAGGCUUGUUUUCUAACGAGAACGUCACCAAAUACUUUUUCUGGGUUUAUUUUGCAUAACACGAAACGUUCAAAAAAUUUCCAAUUUUUGACCAAAACCAUGGACUAACCCCUUUGGAAAAAUGCUAAUUUUGUGGUUUUUUGAAACCGAUGUUUUCGUUGUUCAGAAAGGCUUGUUUGCUAUAUAAAACGUCGAAAAUCGUUUUUUCACCAUUUAUUUUCGCGAUCUAUGACAUGGGAAUACAGGGGUUAACUAGGGGUUUACAAGGGGUUACAAGGGGUUACAAGGGGUUACAAGGGGUUACAAAGGGGUUACAAGGGGUGACAAGGGUGACAGGGGGUGACAGGGGGUGACAGGGGGUUACAAAGGAUUAUACAAACUUUUUCUAACUAGAACGUUCCCAGAUACUUUUUCUUGGUCUAUUUUACAUAAAAAUCAGAGUUGAAGAAAUCUCAAUAUUUUGACCAAAACAAUGGACUAACCCCUUUGCAAAAAUUCUCAUUUUCUGUUUUUCAUAAACAGCUGUUUUUCUAGUCUAUAAAGGCCUCUUUUUUAUCUAGAACGUCAGCAAGCACUUUUUCUCGAUCUAUUUUUGAUAAACACAAAACAUGAAAAAACUUCAACUUUUUCACCAAAAUCAUGGACUAUCCCCUUUGCAAAAAUCUCAAUUUUGCCUUCUUUUUAAAUGCAUGUUUAUAUUGUCUAGAAAGGCUUGUUUUCUAACGAGAACGUCACCAAAUACUUUUUCUGGGUUUAUUUUGCAUAACACGAAACGUUCAAAAAAUUUCCAAUUUUUGACCAAAACCAUGGACUAACCCCUUUGGAAAAAUGCUAAUUUUGUGGUUUUUUGAAACCGAUGUUUUCGUUGUUCAGAAAGGCUUGUUUGCUAUAUAGAACGUCGAAAAUCGUUUUUUCACCAUUUAAUGUCGCGAUCUAUGACAUGGGAAUACAGGGGGUUACACGGGGAUACUAGGGGUUACAAGGGGUUACAGGGGGUUUCAAGGGGUGACAGGGGGUGACAAGGGGUGACAGGGGGUUACAAAGGAUUAUACAAACUUUUUUCUAACUAGAACGUUCGCAGAUAGUUUUUCUUGGUCUAUUUUGCAUACAAAUCAAAGUUAAAGAAUUCUCAAAAUUUUGACCAAACCAAUAAACUAACCGCUUUGCAAAAAUUCUUAUUUUCCGUUUUUCAUAAACAGUUUUUUUUAUAGUCUAUAAAGGCUUCUUUUUUAUCUAGAAAGUCAGCAAACACUUUUUCUCGAUCUAUUUUUGAUAAACACAAAACAUGAAAAAACUUCAACUUUUUCCCCACAAUCAUGGACUAUCCCCUUUGCAAAAAUCUCAAUUUUCCCUGCUUUUUACAUCCAUGUUUAUAUUGUCUAGAAAGGUUUGUUUUCUAACGAGAACGUCACCAAAUACUUUUUCUGGGUUUAUUUUGCAUAACACGAAACGUUCAAAAAAUUUCCAAUUUUUGACCAAAACCAUGGACUAACCCCUUUGGAAUAAUGCUAAUUUUGCAAGUUUUUCAAACCGAUGUUUUCGUUGUUCAGAAAGGCUUGUUUCCUAUAUAAAACGUCGAAAAUCGUUUUUUCACCAUUUAUUGUCGCGAUCUAUGACAUGGGAAUAGAGGGGGUUACAAGAGGUUACCAGGGGUUACAAGGGGUUACAAAGGAUUAUACAAACUUCUUUUCUAACUAGAACGUUCCCAGAUACUUUUUCUUGGUCUAUUUUGAAUAAAAAUCAAAGUUGAAGAAAUCUCAAAAUUUUGACCAAAACAAUGGACUAACCCAUUUGCGAAAAUUCUCAUUAUCCGUUUUUCAUAAAUAGUUGUUUUUAUAGUCUAGAAAUACUUCUUUUUUAUCUAGAACGUCAGCAAACACUUGUUCUCGAACUAUUUUUGAUAAACACAAAACAUGAAAAAACUUCAACUUUUUCACCAACAUCAUGGACUAUCCCUUUGGAAAAAUCUCGAUUUCGCCUUCUUUUUAAAUCCAUGUUUAUAUUGUCUAGAAAGGCUUGUUUUCUAACGAGAACGUCACCAAAUACUUUUUCUGGGUUUAUUUUGCAUAACACGAAACGUUCAAAAAAUUUCCAAUUUUUGACCAAAACCAUGGACUAACCCCUUUGGAAAAAUGCUAAUUUUGUGGUUUUUUGAAACCGAUGUUUUCGUUGUUCAGAAAGGCUUGUUUGCUAUAUAAAACGUGGAAAAUCGGUUUUUCACCAUUUAUUGUCGCGAUCUAUGACAUGGGAAUACAGGGGGUUACCAGGGGUUACUAGGGGUUACAAGGGGUUACAGGGGGUUACAAGGGGUUACAGGGGGUGACAAAGGAUUAUACAAACUUUUUUCUAACUAGAACGUUCCCAGAUACUUUUUCUUGGUUUAUUUUGCAUAAAAAUCAAAGUUGAAGAAAUCUCAAAAUUUUGACCAAAACAAUGGACUAACCCCUUUGCAAAAAUUCUCUUUUUCCGUUUUUCAUAAACAGUUGUUUUUAUAGUCUUUAAAGGCUUCUUUUUUAUCUAGAACGUCAGCAAACACUUUUUCUCGAUCUAUUUUUGAUAAACACAAAACAUGAAAAAACUUCAACUUUUUCACCAAAAUCAUGGACUAUCCCCUUUGCAAAAAUCUCAAUUUUGCCUUCUUUUUAAAUCCAUGUUUAUAUUGUCUAGAAAGGCUUGUUUUCUAACGAGAACGUCACCAAAUACUUUUUCUGGGUUUAUUUUGCAUAACACGAAACGUUCAAAAAAUUUCCAAUUUUUGACCAAAACCAUGGACUAACCCCUUUGUAAAAAUGCUAAUUUUGCGAGUUUUUGAAACCGAUGUUUUCGUUGUUCAGAAAGGCUUGUUUGCUAUAUAAAACGUCGAAAAUCGUUUUUUCACCAUUUAUUGUCGAUAUCUAUGACAUGGGAAUACAGGAGGUUACCAGGGGUUACUAGGGCUUACAAGGGGUUACAGGGGGUUACAACGGGUUACAAGGGGUACAAGGGUUACAGGGGGUUACAAGGGGUGACAGGGGGUGACAAGGGGUGACAGGGGGUUACAAAGGAUUAUACAAACUUUUUUCUAACUAGAACGUUCCCAGAUACUUUUUCUUGGUCUAUUUUGCAUAAAAAUCAAAGUUGAAGAAAUCUCAAAAUUUUGACCAAACCAAUGGACUAACCCCUUUGCAAAAAUUCUCAUUUUCCGUUUUUCAUAAACAGUUGUUUUUAUAGUCUAGAAAGGCUUCUUUUUUAUCUAGAACGUCAGCAAACACUUUUUCUCGAUCUAUUUUUGAUAAACACAAAACAUGAAAAAACUUCAACUUUUUCCCCAAAAUCAUGGACUAUGCCCUUUGCAAAAAUGUCAAUUUUGCCUUCUUUUUAAAUCCAUGUUUAUAUUGUCUAGAAAGGUUUUUUUUUCUAACGAGAACGUCACCAAAUACUUUUUCUGGGUUUAUUUUGCAUAACACGAAACGUUCAAAAAAUUUCCAAUUUUUGACCAAAACCAUGGACUAACCCCUUUGGAAAAAUGCUAAUUUUGCGAGUUUUUCAAACCGAUGUUUUCGUUGUUCAGAAAGGCUUGUUUCCUAUAUAAAACGUCGAAAAUCGUUUUUUCACCAUUUAUUGUCGCGAUCUAUGACAUGGGAAUACAGGGGGUUACCAGGGGUUACUAGGGGUUACAAGGGGUUACAGGGGUUACAAGGGGGUUACAAGGGGUUACAGGGGGUUACAAGGGGUGACAGGGGUGACAAGGGGCGGGGGGGGUUACAAAGGAUUAUACAAACUUUUUUUUUCUAACUAGAACGUUCCCAGAUACUUUUUCUUGGUCUAUUUUGCAUAAAAAUCAAAGUUGAAGAAAUCUCAAAAUUUUGACCAAAACAAUGGACUAACCCCUUUGCAAAAAUUCUCAUUUUCGGUUUUUCAUAAACAGUUGUUUUUAUAGUCUAUAAAGGCUUCUUUUUUAUCUAGAAAGUCAGCAAACACUUUUUCUCGAUCUAUUUUUGAUAAACACAAAACAUGAAAAAACUUCAACUUUUUCCCCAAAAUCAUGGACUAUCCCCUUUGCAAAAAUGUCGAUUUUGUCUUCUUUUUAAAUCCAUGUUGAUAUUGUCUAGAAAGGUUUUUUUUUUCUAACGAGAACGUCACCAAAUACUUUUUCUGGGUUUAUUUUGCAUAACACGAAACGUUCAAAAAAUUUCCAAUUGUUGACCAAAACCAUGGACUAACCCCUUUGGAAAAAUGCUAACUUUGUGGUUUUUUGAAACCGAUCUUUUCGUUGUUCAGAAAGAGUUUUUUGCUAUAUAAAACGUCGAAAAUCGUUUCUUCACCAUUUAUUGUCGCGAUCUAUGACAUCGGAAUACAGGGGGUUAUAAGGGGUUACUAGGGGUUACAAGGGGUUACAGAGGGUUACAAGGGGUUACAAGGGGUUACAGGGGGUUACAAGGGGUGACAGGGGGUGACAAGGGGACACAGGGGGUUACAAAGGAUUAUACAAACUUUUUUCUAUCUAGAACGUUCGCAGAUACUUUUUCUUGGUGUAUUUUGGAUAAAAAUCAAAGUUGAAGAAAUCUCAAAAUUUUCACCAAACCAAUGGACAAACCCCUUUGGAAAAAUUCUCAUUUUCCGUUUUUCAUAAACAGUUUUUUUUAUAGUCUAUAAAAACUUCUUUUUUAUAUAGAACGUCAGCAAACACUUUUUAUCGAUCUAUUUUUCAUAAACACAAAACAUGAAAAAACUUCAACUUUUUCACCAAAAUCAUGGACUAUCCCCUUUGCAAAAAUCUCAAUUUUGCCUUCUUUUUAAAUCCAUGUUUAUAUUGUCUAGAAAGGCUUGUUUUCUAACGAGAACGUCACAUAAUACUUUUUCUGGGUUUAUUUUGCAUAACACGAAACGUUCAAAAAAUUUCCAAUUUUUGACCAAAAACAUGGACUAACCCUUUUGAAAAAUGCUAAUUUUGUGGUUUUUGAAACCGAUGUUUUCGUUGUUCAGAAAGAGUUGUUUGCUAUAUAAAACGUCGAAAAUCGUUUUUUCACCAUUUAUUGUCGCGAUCUAUGACAUUGGAAUACAGGGGUUAAAAGGGGUUACUAGGGGUUACAAGGGGUUACAGGGGUUACAAGGGGUUACAAGGGGUUACAAGGGGUUACAGGGGUUACAAGGGGGACAGGGGUGACAAGGGGACACAGGGGUUACAAAGGAUUAUACAAACUUUUUUCUAACUAGAACGUUCCCAGAUACUUUUUCUUGGGCUAUUUUGCAUAAAAAUCAAAGUUGAAGAAAUCUCAAAAUUUUGACCAAAACAAUGGACUAACCCCUUUGCAAAAAUUCUCAUUUUCCGUUUUUCAUAAACAGUUGUUUUAUAGUCUAUAAAGGCUUCUUUUUUAUCUAGAACGUCAGCAAACACUUUUUCUCGAUCUAUUUUUGAUAAACACAAAACAUGAAAAACUUCAACUUUUUCCCUAAAAUCAUGGACUAUCCCCUUUGCAAAAAUCUCAAUUUUGCCUUCUUUUUAAAUCCAUGUUUAUAUUGUCUAGAAAGGCUUGUUUUCUAACGAGAACGUCACCAAAUACUUUUUCUGGGUUUAUUUUGCAUAACACGAAACGUUCAAAAAAUUUCCAAUUUUUGACCAAAACCAUGGACUAACCCCUUUGGAAAAAUGCUAAUUUUGCGGGUUUUUGAAACCGCUGUUUUCGUUGUUCAGAAGGACUUGUGUGGUAUAUAAAACGUCGAAAAUCGUUUUUUCACCAUUUAUUGUCAAGAUCUAUGACAUGGGAAUACAGGGGGUUACAAUGGGCGAAAGGGAGUAACAAGGGGUGACAGGGGGUUACAAAGGAUUAUACAAACUUUUUUCUAACUAGAACGUUCGCAGAUACUUUUUCUUGGUGUAUGUUGGAUAAAAAACAAAGUUGAAGAAAUCUCAAAAUUUUGACCAAAACAAUGGACUAACCAGUUUGCAAAAAUUCUCAUUUCCCGUUUUUCAUGAACAGUUGUUUUUAUAGUCUUUAAAGGCUUCUUUUUUAUCUAGAACGUCACCAAACACUUUUUCUGGAUCUCUUUUUGAUAAACACAAAAGAUGAAGAAAGUUCCACUUUUUCACCAAAAUCAUGGACUAUCCCCUUUGCAAAAAUCUCAAUUUUGCCUUCUUUUUAAAUCCAUGUUUAUAUUGUCUAGAAAGGCUUGUUUUCUAACGAGAACGUCACCAAAUACUUUUUCUGGGUUUAUUUUGCAUAACACGAAACGUUCAAAAAAUUUCCAAUUUUUCACGAAAACCAUGGACUAACCCCUUUGGAAAAAUGCUAAUUUUGUGGUUUUUUGAAUCCGAUGUUUUCGUCGUUCAGAAAGACUUGUUUGCUUUAUAAAACGUCGAACUCGUUUUUUUACCAUUAAUUUUUGCGAUCUAUGACAUGGGAAUACAGGGGGUUACCAGGGGUUACUAGGGGUUAGAAGGGGUUACAGGGGGUUACAAGGGGUUACAAGAGGUUACAGGGGAUUACAAGGGGUGAGAGGGGCUGACAAGGGCUGACAGGGGGUUACAAAGGAUUACACAAACUUUUUUCUAACUAGAACGUUCCCAGAUACUUUAUCUUUGUCUAUUUUGGAUAAAAAUCAAAGUUGAAGAAAUCUCAAAAUUUUGACCCAAACAAUGGACUAACCCCUUUGCAAAAAUUCUCAUUUUCCGUUUUUCAUAAACAGUUGUUUUUGUAGUCUAUAAAGACUUCUUUUACAUCUAGAACGUCAGCAAACACUUUUUCUCGAUCUACUUUUGAUAAACACAAAACAUGAAAAAGCUUCAACUUCUUCACCAAAAUCAUGGACUAUCCCCUUUGCAAAAAUCUCAAUUUUGCCUUCUUUUUAAAUCCAUGUUUAUAUUGUGUAGAAAGGCUUGUUUUCUAACGAGAACGUCACCAAAUACUUUUUCUGGGUUUAUUUUGCAUAACACGAAACGUUCAAAAAAUUUCCAAUUUUUCACGAAAACCAUGGACUAACCCCUUUGGAAAAAUGCUAAUUUUGUGGUUUUUUGAAACCGAUGUUUCCGUUGUUCAGAAAGGCUUGUUUGCUAUAUAAAACGUCGAAAAUCGUUUUUUCACCAUUUAUUUCCGCGAUCUACGACAUGGGAAUACAGGGGAUUACAAGGGGUUACUAGGAGUUACAAGGGGUUACAGGGGGUUACAAGGGGUUACAGGGGGUUACAACGGGUGACAGGGGGUGAAAGAGGUGACUAGGGAUGAAAGAGGUGACAGGGGGUUAAAAAGGAUUAUACAAACUUUUUUCUAACUAGAACGUUCCCAGAUACUUUUUCUUGGUCUAUUUUGCAUAAAAAUCAAAGUUGAAGAAAUCUCAAUAUUUUGACCAAAACAAUGGACUAACCCCUUUGGACAAAUUCUCAUUUUCCGUUUUUCAUAAACAGUUGUUUUUAUAGUCUAGAAAGGGUUCUUUUUUAUCUAGAACGUCAGCAAACACUUUUUCUCGAUCUAUUUUUGAUAAACACAAAAUAUGAAAAAACUUCAACUUUUUAACCAAAAUCAUGGACUAUCCCCUUUGCAAAAAUCUCAAUUUUGCCUUCUUUUUAAAUGCAUGUUUAUAUUGUCUAGAAAGGCUUGUUUUCUAACGAGAACGUCACCAAAUACUUUUUCUGGGUUUAUUUUGCAUAACACGAAACGUUCAAAAAAUUUCCAGUUUUUGACCAAAACCAUGGACUAACCCCUUUCGAAAAAUGCUAAUAUUGUGGUUUUUUUGAAACCGAUGUUUUCGUUGUUCAGAAAGGCUUUUUUUCUAUAUAAAACGUCGCAAAUCGUUUUUUCACCAUUUAUUUUCGCGAUCUAUGACAUGGGAAUACAGGGGGUUACACGGGAUUACCAGGGGUUGUAAGGGGUUACAAGGGGUUACAGGGGGUUACAAGGGGUGACAGGGGGUGACAAGGGAUUAUACAAACUUUUUUCUAACUAGAACGUUCCCAGAUACUUUUUCGUGGUCUAUUUUGCAUAAAAAUCAAAGUUGAAGAAUUCUCAAAAUUUUGACCAAAACGAUGGACUAACCCCUUUGCAAAUAUUCUCAUUUUCCGUUUUUCAUAAACAGUUGUUUUUAUAGUCUAUAAAGGCUUCUUUUUUAUCUAAAACGUCAGCAAACACUUUUUCUCGAUCUAUUUUUGAUAAAAACAAAACAUGAAAAAACUUCAACUUUUUCCCCAACAUCAUGAACUAUCCCGUUUGCAAAAAUUUUAUUUUCCCUUCUUUUUAAAUCCAUGUUUAUAUUGUCUAGAAAGGUUUGUUUUCUAACAAGAACGUCACCAAGUACUUUUUCUGGGUUUAUUUUGCAUAACACGAAACGUUCAAAAAAUUUCCAAUUGUUGACCAAAACCAUGGACUAACCCCUUUUGAAAAAUGCUAACUUUGUGGUUUUUUGAAACCGAUCUUUUCGUUGUUCAGAAAGAGUUUUUUGCUAUAUAAAACGUCGAAAAUCGUUUCUUCACCAUUUAUUGUAGCGAUCUAUGACAUCGGAAUAUCGGGGGUUAUAAGGGGUUACUAGGGGUUACAACGGGUUACAAGGGGUUACAGGGGGUUACAAAGGGUGACAGGGGGUGACAAGGGGACACAGGGGGUUACAAAGGAUUAUACAAACUUUUUUCUAACUAGAACGUUCGCAGAUACUUUUUCUUGGUGUAUUUUGGAUAAAAAUCAAAGUUGAAGAAAUCUCAAAAUUUUGACCAAACCAAUGGACAAACCCCUUUGGAAAAAUUCUCAUUUUCCGUUUUUCAUAAACAGUUGUUUUUAUAGUCUAUAAAGGCUUCUUUUUUAUCUAGAAUGUCAGCAAACACUUUUUCUCCAUCUAUUUUUGAUAAACACAAAACAUGAAAAAACUUCAACUUUUUCACCAAAAUCAUGGACUAUCCCCUUUGCAAAAAUCUCAAUUUUGCCUUCUUUUUAAAUCCACCUUUAUAUUGGCUAGAAAGGCUUGUUUUCUAACGAGAACGUCACCAAAUACUUUUUCUGGGUUUAUUUUGCAUAACACGAAACGUUCAAAAAAUUUCCAAUUUUUGACCAAAACCAUGGACUAACCCCUUUGGAAAAAUGCUAAUUUUGUGGUUUUUUUGAAACCGAUGUUUUCGUUGUUCAGAAAGGCUUGUUUGCUAUAUAAAACGUCAAAAAUCGCUUUUUCACCAUUUAUUUUCGCGAUCUAUGACAUCGGAAUACCGGGGGGUUACAAGGAGUUACUAGGGGUUACAAGGGGUUACAAGGGGUUACAAGGGGUUACAGGGGGUUAGAAGGGGUCACAGGGGGUGACAAGGGGUGACAGGGGGUUACAAAGGAUUAUACAAACUUUUUCUAACUAGAACGUUCCCACAUACGUUUUCUUGGUCUAUUUUACAUAAAAAUCAGAGUUGAAGAAAUCUCAAUAUUUUGACCAAAACAAUGGACUAUCCCCUUUGCAAAAAUCUCAAAUUUGGCUGGUUUUUAAAUGCAUGUUUAGAUUGUCUAGAAAGGCUUGUUUUCUAUUGAGAACUUCACCAAAUACUUUUUCUGGGUUUAUGUUGCAUAACACGAAACGUUAACAAAAUUUCCAAUUUUAUACCAAAAUCAUGGACUAACCCCUUUGGAAAAAUGCCAAUUUUGCGAGUUUUUGAAACCGAUGUUUUCGUUGUUCAGAAAGGCUUGUUUGCUAUAUAAAACGUCGAAAAUCGUUUUCUCACCAUUUAAUGUCGCGAUCUAUGACAUUGGAAUAGAGGGGCUUACAAAAGGUUACUAGGGGUUACAAGGGGUUACAGGGGGUUACAAGGGGUUACAAGGGGUUACAGGGGGUUACAAGUGGUAACAGGGGGUGACAAGGAGUGACAGGGGGUUACAAAGGAUUAUACAAACUUUUUUCUAAGUAGAACGUUCCCAGAUACUUUUUCUUGGUCUAUUUUUGCAUAAAGGUCAAAGUUGAAGAAAUCUCACAAUUUUGACCAAAACAAUGGACUAAUGGACUGGAAAAAUGCUAAUUUUUUGGUUUUUUGAAACCGAUGUUUUCGUUGUUCAGAAAGGCUUGUUUGCUACAUAAAUCGUCGAAAAUCGUUUUUUCACCAUUUAUUUUCGCGAUCUAUGACAUAAGAAUACAGGGGGUUACCAGGGGUUACUAGGGGUUACAAGUGGUUAAAGGGGGUUACAAGGGGUUACAGGGGGUUACAAGGGGUGACAAGGAGUGACAAGGGGUGACAGGGGGUUACAAAGGAUUAUACAAACUUUUUUCUACCUAGAUCGUUCCCAGAUCCUUUUAUUUGGUCUAUUUUGCAUAAAAAUCAAAGUUGAAGAAAUCUCAAAAUUUUGACCAAAACGAUGGACUAACCCCUUUGCAAAAAAAUCUAAUUUUUGCGUUUUUCAUAAACAGUUGUUUUUAUAGUCUUUAAAGGCUUCUUUUUUAUCUUGAACGUCAGCAAACACUAUUUCUCGAUCUAUUUUUGAUAAACACAAAGAAGAUGAAAAAACUUCAACUUUUUGACCAAAAUCAUCGACUAUCCCCUUUUUCAAAAAGCCCAAUUUUGCCUUCUUUUUAAAUACAUGUUUAUAUUGUCUAGAAAAGCUUGUUUUCUAACGAGAACGUCACCAAAUACUUUUUCUGGCUGUAUUUUGCAUAAAAAAAAACGUUAAAAAAAUUUCAACUUUUUGCCCAAAACCAUGGACUAACCCCUUUGGAAAAAUGCCAAUUUUGUGGGUUUUUGAAACCGAUGUUUUCGUUGUUCAGAAAGGCUUGUUUGCUAUAUAAAACGUCGAAAAUCGUUUUUUUACAAUUUAUUUUCACGAUCUAUGACAUGGGAAUACAGAGGGUUACAAGGGGUUACAAGGGGUUACAGGGGGUUACAAGAGGUUACAGGGGGUUACAUGGGGUUACAAGGGGUGACACGGGGUGACAAGGGGUGACAGGGGGUUACAAGGGGUGACAGGGGGUUACAAAGGAUUAUACAAACUUCUUUCUAACUAGAACGUUCCCAGAUACUUUUUCUUGGUCUAUUUUGCAUAAAAAUCAAAGUUGAAGAAAUCUCAAAAUUUUGACCAAAACAAUGGACUACCCCUUGGCAAAAAUUGUCAUUUUCCCUUUUUCAUAAACAGUUGUUUUUAUAGUCUAUAAAGAUUUCUUUUUUAUCUAGAACGUCAGCAAACACUUUUUCUCGAUCUAUUUUUGAUAAACACGAAACAUGAAAAAACUUCAACUUUUUCACCAAAAUCAUGGACUAUCCCCUUUGCAAAAAUCUCAAUUUUGCCUUCUUUUUAAAUCCAUGUUUAUAUUGUCUAGAAAGGCUUGUUUUCUAACGAGAACGUCAGCAAAUACUUUUUCUGGGCUUAUUUUGCAUAACACGAAACGUUCAAAAAAUUUCCAAUUUUUGACCAAAAACAUGGACUAACCCCUUUCGAAAAAUGCUAAUUUUGCGAGUUUUUGAAACCGAUGUUUUCGUUGUUCAGAAAGGCUUGUUUGCUAUAUAAAACGUCGAAAAUCGUUUUUUCACCAUUUAUUGUCGCGAUCUAUGACAUUGGAAUACAGGGGGUUACAAGGGGUUACUAGGGGUUACAAGGGGUUACAGGGGGUUACAAGGGGUUACAAGGGGUUACAAGGGGUGACAGGGGUUACAAGGGGUGACAGGGGGUUACAAGGGGUGACAGGGGGUUACAAAGGAUUAUACAAACUUUUUUCUAACUAGAACGUUCCCACAUACUCUUUCCUGGUCUAUUUUUGCAUAAAAAUCAAAGUUGAAGAAAUCUCAAUAUUUUGACCAAAACAAUGGACUAACCCCUUUGCAAAACUUCUCAUUUUCCGUUUUUCAUAAACAGUUGUUUUUAUAGUCUAUAAAGGCUACUUUUUUAUCUAGAACGUCAGCAAACACUUUUUCUCGAUCUAUUUUUGAUAAACACAAAACAUGAAAAAACUUCAACUUUUUCACGAAAAUCAUGGACUAUCCCCUUUGCAAAAAUCUCAAUUUUGCCUUCUUUUUAAAUGCAUGUUUACAUUGUCUAAAAAGGAUUAUUUUCUAACGAGAACGUCACCAAAUACUUUUUCGGGGUUUAUUUCGCAUAACACGACACGUUCAAAAAAUUUCCAAUUUUUGACCAACACCAUGGACUAACCCCUUUGGAAAAAUGCUAAUUUUGCGGGUUUCUGAAACCGCUGUUUUCGUUGUUCAAAAGGACUUGUGUGGUAUAUAAAACGUCGAAAAUCGUUUUUUCACCAUUUAUUGUCAAGAUCUAUGACAUGGGAAUACAGGGGGUUACAAGGGGCGAAAGGGGGUGACAAGGGGUGACAGGGGGUUACAAAGGAUUAUACAAACUUUUUUCUAACUACAACGUUCCCAGAUACUUUUUCUUGGUCUAUUUUUCAUAAAAAUCAAAGUUGAAGAAAUCUCAAAAGUUUGACCAAAACGAUGGACGAACCCUUUUGCAAAAAUUCUCAUUUUCCGCUUUUCAUGAACAGUUGUUUUUAUAGUCUUUAAAGGCUUCUUUUUUAUCUAGAACGUCACCAAACACUUUUUCUGGAUCUCUUUUUGAUAAACACACAAGAUGAAGAAAGUUCCACUUUUUCACCAAAAUCAUGGACUAUUCCCUUUGCAAAAAUCUCAAUUUUGCCUUCUUUUUAAAUCCAUGUUUAUAUUGUCUAGAAAGGCUUGUUUUCUAACGAGAACGUCACCAAAUACUUUUUCUGGGUUUAUUUUGCAUAACACGAAACGUUCAAAAAAUUUCCAAUUUUUCACGAAAACCAUGGACUAACCCCUUUGGAAAAAUGCUAAUUUUGUGGUUUUUUGAAUCCGAUGUUUUCGUCGUUCAGAAAGGCUUGUUUGCUUUAUAAAACGUCGAACUCGUUUUUUAACCAUUAAUUUUCGCGAUCUAUGACAUGGGAAUACAGGGGGUUACCAGGGGUUACUAGGGGUUACAAGGGGUUACAGGGGGUUACAAGGGGUUACAGGGGAUUACAAGGGGUGAGAGGGGCUGACAAGGGCUUACAGGGGGUUACAAAGGAUUACACAAACUUUUCUCUAACUAGAACGUUCCCAGAUACUUUAUCUUGGUCUAUUUUGAAUAAAAAUCAAAGUUCAAGAAAUCUCAAAAUUUUGACCCAAACAAUGGACUAACUCCUUUGCAAAAAUUCUCAUUUUCCGUUUUUCAUAAACAGUUGUUUUUGUAGUCUAUAAAGACUUCUUUUUCAUCUAGAACGUCAGCAAACACUUUUUCUCGAUCUACUUUUGAUAAACACAAAACAUGAAAAAGCUUCAACUUCUUCACCAAAAUCAUGGACUAUCCCCUUUGCAAAAAUCUCAAUUUUGCCUUCUUUUUAAAUCCAUGUUUAUAUUGUCUAGAAAGGCUUGUUUUGCUAAUUUUGUGGUUUUUUGAAACCGAUGUUUCCGUUGUUCAGAAAGGCUUGUUUGCUAUAUAAAACGUCGAAAAUCGUUUUUUCACCAUUUAUUUUCGCGAUCUACGACAUGGGAAUACAGGGGAUUACAAGGGGUUACUAGGAGUUACAAGGGGUUACAAGGGGUUACAAGGGGUUACAGGGGGUUACAAGGGGUGACAGGGGGUGAAAGAGGUGACAGGGGAUGAAAGAGGUGACAGGGGGUUAAAAAGGAUUAUACAAACUUUUUUCUAACUAGAACGUUCCCAGAUACUUUUUCUUGGUCUAUUUUGCAUAAAAUCAAAGUUGAAGAAAUCUCAAAAUUUUGACCAAAACAAUGGACUAACCCCUUUGGACAAAUUCUCAUUUUCCGUUUUUCAUAAAAAGUUGUUUUUAUAGUCUAGAAAGGGUUCUUUUUUAUCUAGAACGUCAGCAAACACUUUUUCUUGAUCUAUUUUUGAUAAACACAAAAUAUGAAAAAACUUAAACUUUUUCACCAAAAUCAUGGACUAUCCCCUUUGCAAAAAUCUCAAUUUUGCCUUCUUUUUAAAUGCAUGUUUAUAUUGUCUAGAAAGGCUUGUUUUCUAACGAGAACGUCACCAAAUACUUUUCUGGGUUUAUUUUGGAUAACACAAAACGUUCAAAAAAUUUCCAUUUAUUUUCGCGAUCUAUCACAUGGGAAUACAGGGGGUUACAAGGGGUUACUAGGGGUUACAAGGGGUUACAGGGGGUUACAAGGGGUUACAGGGGGUUACAAGGGAUAACAGGGGGUUACAAAGGAUUAUACAAACUUUUUUCUAACUAGAACGUUCGCAUAUACUUUUUCUUGGUCUAUUUUUCAUAAAAAUCAAAGUUGAAGAAUUCUCAAUAUUUUGACCAAACCAAUGGACUAACCGCUUUGCAAAAAUUCUCAUUUUCGGUUUCUCAUAAACAGUUGUUUUUAUAGUCUUUAAACGCUUCUUUUUUAUCUAGAACGUCAGCAAACACUUUUUCUCAAUCUAUUUUUGAUAAACACAAAAUAUGAAAAAACUCCAACUUUUUCACCAAAAUCAUGGACUAUCCCCUUUGCAAAAAUCUCAAUUUUGCCUUCUUUUUAAAUGCAUGUUUAUAUUGUCUAGAAAGGCUUGUUUUCUAACGAGAACGUCACCAAAUACUUUUUCUGGGUUUAUUUUGCAUAACACGAAACGUUCAAAAAAUUUCCAAUUUUUGACCAAAACCAUGGACUAACCCCAUUGGAAAAAUGCUAAGUUUGUGGUUUUUUGAAACCGAUGUUUUCGUUCUUCAGAAUUGCUUGUUUGCUAUAUAAAACGUCCAAAAUCGUUUUUUCACAAUUUAUUUUCGCGAUCUAUGACAUGGGAAUACAGGGGGUUACAAGGGGUUACUAGGGGGUACAAGGGGUUACAGGGGGUUACAAGGGGUUACAGGGGGUUACAAGGGGUGACAGGGGGUGACAAGGAAUGACAGGGGGUUACAAAGGAUUAUACAAACUUUUUUCCAACUACAACGAUCGCAGAUACUUUUUCUUGGUCUAUUUUGCAUAAAAAUCAAAGUAAAAGAAUUCUCAAAAUUUUGACCAAACCAAUGGACUAACCCCUUUGCAAAACUUCUCAUUUUCGGUUUUUCAUAAACAGUUGUUUUUAUAGUCUUUAAAGGCUUCUUUUUUAUGUAGAAUGUCAGCAAACACUUUUUCUCGAUCUAUUUUUGAUAGAAAAAAAACAUGAAAAAACUUCAACUUUUUCACCAAAAUCAUGGACUAUAACCUUUGCAAAAAUCUCAAUUUUGCCUUCUUUUUAAAUGCAUGUUUAUAUUGUCUAGAAAGGCUUGUUUUCUAACGAGAACGUCACCAAAUACUUUUUCUGGGUUUAUUUUGCAUAACACGAAACGUUCAAAAAAUUUCCAAUUUUUGACCAAAACCAUGGACUAACCCCUUUCGAAAAAUGCUAAUUUUGCGAGUUUUUGAAACCGAUGUUUUCGUUGUUCAGAAAGGCUUGUUUGCUAUAUAAAACGUCGAAAAUCGUUUUUUCACCAUUUAUUGUCGCGAUCUAUGACAUGGGAAUACAGGGGGUUACAAGAGGUUACUAGGGGUUACAAGGGGUUACAGGGGGUUACAAGGGGUGACAGGGGGUGACAAGGGGUGACAGGGGGUUACAAAGGAUUAUACAAACUUUUUUCUAACUAGAACGUUCCCAGAUACUUUUUCUUGGUCUAUUUUGCAUAAAAAUCAAAGUUGAAGAAUUCUCAAAAUUUUGACCAAAACAAUGGACUAACCCCUUUGCAAAAAUUCUCAUUUUCCGUUUUUCAUGAACAGUUGUUUUUAUAGUCUUUAAAGGCUUCUUUUUUAUCUAGAACGUCAGCAAACACUUUUUCUCGAUCUAUUGUUGAUAAACACAAAACAUGAAAAAACUUCAACUUUUUUACCAAAAUCAUGGACUAUCCCCUGUGCAAAAAUCUCAAUUUUGACUUCGUUUUAAAUGCAUGUUUAUAUUGUCUAGAAAGGCUUGUUUUCUAACGAGAACGUCACCAAAUACUUUUUCUGGGUUUAUUUUGCAUAACACGAAACGUUCAAAAAAUUUCCAAUUUUUGACCAAAACCAUGGACUACCCCUUUGGAAAAAUGCUAAUUUUGUGGUUUUUUGAAACCGAUGUUAUUGUUGUUCAGAAAGGCUUGUUUGCUACAUAAAAAGUCGCAAAUAGUUUUUUCACCAUUUAUUGUCGCGAUCUAUGACAUGGGAAUACAGGGGGUUACUAGGGGUUACUAGGGGUUACAGGGGGUUACAAGGGGUUACAAGGGGUUACAGGGGGUUACAAGGGGUGACAGGGGGUGACAAGGGAUUAUACAAACUUUUUUCUAACUAGAACGUUCCCAGAUACUUUUUCUUGGUCUAUUUUGCAUAAAAAUCAAAGUUGAAGAAAUCUCAAAAUUUUGACCAAAACAAUGGACUAACCCCUUUGCAAAAAUUCUCAUUUUCCCUUUUUCAUAAACAGUUGUUUUUAUAGUCUAUAAAGGCUUCUUUUUUAUCUAGAACGUAAGCAAACACUUUUUCUCGGUCUAUGUUUGAUAAACACAAAAUAUGAAAAAAACUUCAACUUUUUCACCAAAAUCAUUGACUAUGCCCUUUGCAAAAAUGUCAAUUUUGCCUUCUUUUUAAAUCCACGUUUAUAUUGUCUAGAAAAGUUAUUUUUUUCUAACGAGAACGUCACCAAAUACUUUUUCUGGGUUUAUUUUGCAUAACACGAAACGUUCAAAAAAUUUCCAAUUUUUGACCAAAACCAUGGACUAACCCCUUUGGAAAAAUGCUAAUUUUGUGUUUUUUUUAAACCGAUGUUUUCGUCGUUCAGAAAGGCUUGUUUGCUAUAUAAAACGUGGAAAAUCGUUUUUUCACCAUUUAUUUUCGCGAUCUAUGACAUGGGAAUACAGGAACUUACAACGGGCUACUAGGGGUUACAAGGGGUUAGAGGGGGUUACAAGGGGUUACAUGGGGUUACAAGGGGUGACAGGGGGUGACAAGGGCUGACAGGGGGUUACAAAGGAUUAUACAAACUUUUUUCUAACUAGAACGUUCCCAGAUACUUUUUCUUGGUCUAUUUUGCAUAAAAAUCAAAGUUGAAGAAAUCUCAAAAUUUUGAUCAAAACAAUGGACUAACCCCUUUGCAAAAAUUCUCAUUUUCCGUUUUUCAUAAACAGUUGUUUUUAUAGUCUAUAAAGACUUCUUUUUUAUCUAGAACGUCAGCAAACACUUUUUGUCGAUCUAUUUUUGAUAAACACAAAACAUGAAAAAACUUCAACUUUUUCACGAAAAUCAUGGACUAUCCCCUUUGCAAAAAUCUCAAUUUUGCCUUCUUUUUAAAUCCAUGUUUAUAUUGUCUAGAAAGGCUUGUUUUCUAACGAGAACGUCACCAAAUACUUUUUCUGGGUUUAUUUUCCAUAACACAAAACGUUGAAAAAAAUUUCCAAUUUUUGACCAAAACCAUGGACUAACCCCUUUGGAAAAAUGCUAAUUUUGUGGUUUUUUGAAACCGAUGUUUUCGUUGUUCAGAAAGACUUGUUUGCUAUAUAAAACGUCCAAAAUCGUUUUUUCACCAUUUAUUGUCGCGAUCUAUGACAUGGGAAUAUAGGGGGUUAAAAGGGGUUACUAGGGGUUAGAAGGGGUUACACGGGGUUACAAGGGGUUACAGGGGCUUACAAGGGGUGACAGGGGGUUAAAAGGGGUGACAGGGGAUAACAAAGGAUUAUACAAACUUUUUACUAACUAAAACGUUCCCAGAUACUUUUUCGUGGUCUAUUUUUCAUAAAAAUCAAAGUUGAAGAAAUCUCAAAAUUUUGACCAAAACGAUGGACUAACCCCUUUGCAAAAAUUCUCAUUUUCCCUUUUCCAUAAACAGUUGUUUUUAUAGUCUUUAAAGGCUUCUUUUUUAUCUAGAACGCCAGCAAACACUUUUUCUCGAUCUAUUCUUGAUAAACACAAAAGAUGAAGAAACUUCAACUUUUUCACCAUAAUCAUGGACUAUCCCCUUUGCAAAAAUCUCAAUUUUGCGUUCUUUUUAAAUCCAUGUUUAUAUUGUCUAGAAAGGCUUGUUUUCUAACGAGAACGUCACCAAAUGCUUUUUCUGGGUUUAUUUUGCAUAACACAAAACGUUGAAAAAAAUUUCCAAUUUUUGACCAAAACCAUGGACUAACCCCUUUGGAAAAAUGCUAAUUUUGUGGUUUUUUGAAACCGAUGUUUUCGUUGUUCAGAAAGACUUGUUUGCUAUAUAAAACGUCCAAAAUCGUUUUUUCACCAUUUAUUGUCGCGAUCUAUGACAUGGGAAUAUAGGGGGUUAAAAGGGGUUACUAGGGGUUAGAAGGGGUUAGAAGGGGUUACAAGGGGUUACAGGGGCUUACAAGGGGUGACAGGGGGUUACAAGGGGUGACAGGGGAUAACAAAGGAUUAUACAAACUUUUUACUAACUAGAACGUUCCCAGAUACUUUUUCUUGGUCUAUUUUUCAUAAAAAUCAAAGUUGAAGAAAUCUCAAAAUUUUGACCAAAACAAUGGACUAACCACUUUGCAAAAAUUCUCAUUUUCCGUUUUUCAUAAACAGUUGUUUUUAUAGUCUUUAAAGGCUUCUUUUUUAUCUAGAACGUCAGCAAACACUUUUUCUCGAUCUAUUCUUGAUAAACACAAAACAUGAAAAAACUUCAACUUUUUCACCAAAAUCAUGGACUAUCCCCUUUGCAAAAAUCUCAAUUUUGCCUUCUUUUUAAAUCCAUAUUUAUACUGUCUAGAAAGGCUUGUUUUCUAACGAGAACGUUACCAAAUACUUUUUCUGGGUUUAUUUUGCAUAACACGAAACGUUCAAAAAAUUUCCAAUUUUUGACCAAAACCAUGGACUAACCCCUUUGGAUAAAUGCAAAUUUUGUGGGUUUUUAAAACCGACGUUUUCCUUGUUUAGAAAGGCUUGUUUGGUAUAUAAAACGUCGAAAAUCGUUUUUUCACCAUUUAUUGUCGAUAUCUAUGACAUGGGAAUACAGGAGGUUACCUGGGGUUCCUAGGGGUUACAAGGGGUUACAGGGGGUUACAAGGGGUUACAAGGGGUUACAGAGGGUUACAAGGGGUGACAUGGGGUGACAAGGGGUGACAGGGGGUUACAAAAAAUUAUACAAACUUUUUUCUAACUAGAACGUUCCCAGAUCCUUUUUUUUGGUCUAUUUUGCAUAAAUAUCGAGGUUGAAGAAAUCUCAAAAUUUUGACCAAAACGAUGGACUAACCCCUUUUGCAAAAAAUCUAAUUUGGAUUUUUCAUAAACAGUUGUUUUUAUAGUCUUUAAAGGCUUCUUUUUUAUCUAGAACGUCAGCAAACACUUUUUCUCGCUCUAUUUUUUAUAAAAAAACAAAAGAUGAAAAAACUUCAACUUUUUGACCAAAAUCAUGGAUUAUAUCCCCUUUGCAAAAAUGUCAAUUUUGCCUUCUUUUUAAAUCCAUGUUUACAUUAUCUAGAAAGGCUUGUUUUCUAACGAGAAAGUCACCAAAUACUUUUUCUGGGUUUAUUUUGCAUAACACGAAACGUUCAAAAAAUUUCCAAUUUUUGACCAAAACCAUGGACUAACCCCUUUGGAAAAAGGCUAAUUUUCCGGGUUUUUAAAACCGACGUUUUCGUUGUUCAGAAGGACUUGUGUGGUAUAUAAAACGUCGAAAAUCGUUUUUUCACCAUUUAUUGUCGCGAUCUAUGACAUGGGAAUACAGGGGGUUACAAGGGGUUACAAGGGGUUACAGGGGGUUACAAGGGGUUACAAGGGGUUACAGGGGGUUACAGGGAGUUACAAGGGGUUACAGGGGGUUACAAGGGGUUACAGGGGGUUACAAGGGGUGACAGGGGGUGACAAGGGGUGACAGGGGGUUAGAAAGGAUGAUACAAACUUUUUUCUAACUAGAACGUUCCCAGAUACUUUUUCUUGGUCUAUUUUCCAUAAAAAUCAAAGUUGAAGAAAUCUCAAUAUUUUGACCAAAACAAUGGACUAACCCCUUUGCAAUAAUUCUCAUUUUCCGUUUUUCAUAAACAGUUGUUUUUAUAGUCUAUAAAGGCUUCUUUUUUAUCUAGAACGCCAGCAAACACUUUUUGUCGAUCUAUUUUUGAUAAACACAAAACAUGAAAAAACUUCAACUUUUUCACCAAAAUUAUGGACUAUCCCCUUGGCAAAAAUCUCAAUUUUGCCUUCUUUUUAAAUCCUUGUUUAUAUUGUCUAGAAAGGCUUGUUUUCUAACGAGAACGUCACCAAAUACUUUUUCUGGGUUUAUUUUGCAUAACACGAUGUGUUCAAAAAAUUUCCAAUUUUUGACCAAAACCAUGGACUAACCCCUUUGGAAAAAUGCUAAUUUUGUGGUUUUUUGAAACCGAUGUUUUCGUUGUUCAGAAAGGCUUGUUUGCUAUCUAAAACGUCGAAAAUCGUUUUUUCACCAUUUAUUGUCGCGAUCUAUGACAUGGGAAUACAGGGGGUUACAAGGGGUUACUAGGAAUUACAAGGGGUUACAGGGGGUUACAAGGGGUUACAGGGGGUUAUAACGGGUGAAAGGGGGUGACAAGGGGUGACAGGGCGUUACAAAGGAUUAUACAAACUUUUUUCUAACUAGAACGUUCCCAGAUCCUUUUUUGGUCUAUUUUGCAUAAAAAUUAAAGUUGAAGAAAUCUCAAAAUUUUGACCAAAACGAUGGACUAACCCCUUUUGCAAAAAAUCUAAUUUUGUGUUUUUCAUAAACAGUUGUUUUUAUAGUCUUUAAAGGCUUCUUUUUUAUCUAGAACGUCAGCAAACACUUUUUCUCGCUCUAUUUUUUAUAAAAAAACAAAAUAUGAAAAAACUUCAACUUUUUGACCAAAAUCAUGGCCUAUAUCCCCUUUGCAAAAAUGUCAAUUUUGCCUUCGUUUUAAAUCCAUGUUUACACUGUCUAGAAAGGCUUUUUUUCUAACGAGAACGUCACCAAAUACUUUUUCUGGGUUUAUUUUGCAUAACACGAAACGUUCAAAAAAUUUCCAAUUUUUGACCAAAACCAUGGACUAACCCCUUUCGAAAAAUGCUAAUUUUGUGGUUUUUUAAAACCGAUGUUUUCGUUGUUCAGAAAGGCUUCUUUGCUAUAUAGAACGUCGAAAAUCGCUUUUUCACCAUUUAUUUGCGCGAUCUAUUACAUCGGAAUACAGGGGUUUACAAGGGGUUACUAGGGGUUACAGGGGGUUACAAGAGGUUACAAGGGGUUACAGGGGGUUACAAGGGGUGACACGUGGUGAGAAGGGGUGACAGGGGGUUACAAAGGAUUAUACAAACUUUUUUUAACUAGAACGUUCCCAGAUACUUUUUCUUGGUCUAUUUUGCAUAAAAAUCAAAGUUGAAGAAAUCUCAAUAUUUUGACCAAAACAAUGGACUAACCCUUUGCAAAAAUUGUCAUUUUCCGUUUUUCAUAAACAGUUGUUUUUAUAGUCUAUAAAGGCUUCUUUUUUAUCUAGAACGUCAGCAAACACUUUUUCUCGAUCUAUUUUUGAUAAACACAAAACAUGAAAAAACUUCAACUUUUUCCCCACAAUCAUGGACUAUCCCCUUUGCAAAAAUCUCAAUUUUGCCUUCUUUUUAAAUCCAUGUUUAUAUUGUCUAGAAAGGCUUGUUUUCUAACGAGAACGUCACCAAAUAAUUUUUCUGCGUUUAUUUUGCAUAACACGAAACGUUCAAAAAAUUUCCAAUUUUUGACCAAAACCAUGGACUAACCCCUUUGGAUAAAUGCUAAUUUUGUGGUUUUUUGAAACCGAUAUUUCGUUGUUCAGAAAGGUUUGUUUGCUAUAUAAAACGUCGAAAAUCGCUUUUUCACCAUUUAUUGUCGCGAUCUAUGACAUGGGAAUACAGGGGGUUACAAGGGGUUACUAGGGGUUACAAGGGGUUACAGGGGGUUACAAGGGGUUACAGGGGGUUACAAGGGGUGACAGGGGGUGACAAGGGGUGACAGGGGGUUACUUAACAAUUAUUCCACGAGGGCGCGUUGGAUAUGAGAUGAUAGAUAGCCAACGAGGCGCAUAGCGCCGAGUUGGCUAUAAUCAUUUCAUAUCCAACAAGCCCGAGUGGAAUAAUUGUUUUAUUAAAAACGCCCACAAAAUCUCGUUGAAUUGCCCCGACUAGAACAAACCGGAAAAGACAAGGGACUUCCGCUAUUGACAUGUCACACGUCUAUCAAAACUGUCAACGCGCGAACGGACUCGCCUAGACUGCAUGAAUGAAAAAUCAAAACAUUGUAGGGAUGAACAUUACUUUUUUAAAAUCUCAUCGUGAUUCUAGGAUUUUACACAGCAGAACAGCUUAAAAAACCUGGCAGAUAAUGUGAAGGAAAGGAAUUUUUAAGUGACAGCCGUCGAAAUUACUAUGAAUUUGGAUUUUCGGUGCAGUUAUAAAAGUGAGAACAACGGAGAAAAACUACCGGUAUUACCUCGGUCGCUUGUUAUGAAGUUGUUUGAAGCCACAAGCUGGUUUUGCUGAACGAGAAAAGAAGCUAUACUGCCGCCUCGAUUGCUCUAGUUAAUGGCUGCAUAGCCUGUAUUUGUAGCUGGUUACUUGUGAUUUACAUUCUUGAUGUCGGAUAAACAAGCUGCAGUUAUCUAUCGGCGAGUGACUUGAUCGGCAAAUGGCUUCGCGAUCAUGAAGAAACAACACUUGUCUUCUUUCGUAGCUGGUCAAGGUACUUUAGUUCCAUGUGUUUUCAUGUGUUUUUCGACAAACUUUCAGACAAGCUCUUGUGGCUUUUUUGUUUGUUUUUGUCUUUUUUCUUGCGCUGAAAUUGCAUUUCUAGUAUUCUAAGAAAUGAAUUAAAACGAUUUGCUUCGGGCGCCGUUCUAUCCUUCGCGAAAAAAAAAUCUCAGCUAGCUUCCAAUUUUAAACUGACGCGUACACCGACCAUAUAUGGAGAACAUGGUAUAUUAGCUCAUAUACCAUAACGGCUAAGCCAAUCAAAAUGCUAGAAUUGCAUUAUCCAAUGAUUCAGUUUUUAAUAAAAAGGAUUAUACAAACCUUUUUCUAACUAGAACGUUCCCAGAUACUUUUUCUUGGUCUAUUUUGCAUAAAAAUCAAAGUUGAAGAAAUCUCAAAAUUUUGACCAAAACAAUGGACUAACCCCUUUGCAAAAAUUCUCAUUUUCCGUUUUUCAUAAACAGUUGUUUUUAUAGUCUAUAAAGGCUUCUUUUUUAUCUAGAACGUCAGCAAACACUUUUUCUCGAUCUAUUUUUGAUAAACACAAAACAUGAAAAAACUUCAACUUUUUCACCAAAAUCAUGGACUAUCCCCUUUGCAAAAAUCUCAAUUUUGCCUUCUUUUUAAAUCCAUGUUUAUAUUGUUUAGAAAGGCUUGUUUUCUAACGACAACGUCACCAAAUACUUUUUGUGGGUUUAUUUUGCAUAACACGAAACGUUCAAAAAUUUUUCAAUUUUUGACCACAACCAUGGACUAACCCCUUUAAAAAAAUGCUAAUUUUCUGGUUUUUUGAAACCGAUGUUUUCGUUGUUCAAAAAGGCUUGUUUGCUAUAUAAAACGUCGAAAAUCGUUUUUUCACCAUUUAUUUUCGCGAUCUAUGACAUGUGAGUACAGGGGGUUACAACGGAUUACUAGGGGUUACAAGGAGUUACAGGGGGUUACAAGGGGUUACAAGGGGUUACAGGGGGUUACAAGGGGUGACAGGGGGUGACAAGGGGUGA
Messenger RNA from Porites lobata, 34795 nucleotides. Lineage: Eukaryota; Metazoa; Cnidaria; Anthozoa; Scleractinia; Poritidae. The record is from the annotation of a GenBank genome assembly.